Papilio machaon (common yellow swallowtail) is the source of this 1911-nucleotide messenger RNA. Its product is annotated as kielin/chordin-like protein. The transcript is spliced from 5 exons. NCBI's taxonomy places the organism in Eukaryota, Metazoa, Arthropoda, Insecta, Lepidoptera, Papilionidae. The record is from RefSeq and is a predicted model, not a curated record. Gene Ontology annotation, molecular function: peptidase inhibitor activity. Bases 1 to 1911 code for a protein of 636 amino acids.
AUGGCUUGCUUAGAACAUGAAGAUAUCAAACGAUUCAGUUUAAUAAAGAAACGAAGCCCUCAGAGAAAUUUAAGGGAAGGAAUUGAAAUGGAAACUAAGAAAGAUAAAAAAUAUUUGCCCGACUUACCAGAAGGACGAUGCGUACCGGGUAAAUUAUAUAAUAAGGAAUGCCAAAAGUGCUACUGCAAUUAUAAUGGAAAACCUUUGUGUAAUCCAUCAAAGCCAGCAAAAUGUAAAGAACCGCCAAAAAUAACGGAUGUCUCCACACCAAUCGAUGUGAGCCCACCAAUCACAAACAAGGAGUUCUGGCAGCUGCCAAUCCUACCGCAUUCUGCUGCGAAAUGCCAAUCUGGCAAAAUGUACCUGAUAGACUGCAACACUUGCCUUUGCUUAGACAACGGCAACCUCUUGUGUGAAACAUUGUUGUGCCUCAACAAAGAUGAAGAGAACGCUAUAAAGGCGAAAAAGUGGUCAGGGGUAAAAUGUAAAAAUGCCGACGAAACUCUCUCCGACCGUUGCAUUCGUUGCGACUGCAAUAACAACAUCACAGAAUGUCGGCCAGUGCUUGGCUGUGCGAUGCCAGCCCUGAUGAAGUUACAUGGCAACACCAAGAUGCGCCUCAAUCUUGAUGUCAAGAAGGAAAAGUGUAAACCAGGCGCAGUCUACAAAACUGACUGCAACCACUGUUACUGUCAGCCGGAUCUGUCACUGCGAUGCACGCAGAAGUCCUGCCUCAACUAUCGACAGGCCCUAAAGUUAAAGAACCUACGCUCCUAUCUUCAAAAACAUGGCCUCUAUGUCCCAGUGAUGUUGAGAAUGAAUAAAUUGGAGACCAGAACAUUAUCGUGUCAACCUAACAUAACAUAUGUGAACGGCUUAGAAGCUUGUGUGUGUACGAAAACAGGUCAUUGGCCUAGUGAAAAUUGUACAUUUCUUUUUGAAAAAAUUUACAAUGACACAGUUUUCAAAGGCAAAUGUAAAGAGGACUCUCAUGUAAGAGUCCAUUGCAAUAUAUGUCAAUGUAGUAACAGAGGAGAAAUAAACUUUAACAGAUGUACUCGACACACAUGUGAAAAUGGUAACGUAUUGAACAAUACUCGAAAAUCCAUAGAAUCGAUACCAGGCAAAUGUAGUCCUAAAACAUGGUAUUCUUUCGCACCUUGCCAAUUAUGUUAUUGUGUUAACGAAAAUAAAUUAGUAUGUAAUCCAGCAAAUAAACAUUUAGAAAAGCUUAUAUUGGGCAAAUACAGUUUCUCUGUCUGUGGUGAUAUGUUCUUGAAGGACACUAUUGAUUUAAUACCAUUCACAGGUAAAUUAUUAAGAUUAGGAGCUAAAAACUUUGAGCAGAAUAAUACGCUCGAAAUUAAAUAUGCCCCUGUACCCGUUCCUCCUGAAUACAAUGACGUGCAAAACGAAGAAACAAUGAAUGCACAAAGAAUGUAUGUAGAUAGAAGUUCUGACUCAAAUUCUAUUGAACCUGAAGACGAUGAUAUGAAUUUGAGUAGUUUUAAUACUGGAACACGAAUGCCAGAAUUAGAUAGGAUAUCUUCUGAGGAACAUGUAAACAUUCACAAGCAAAAGAGCGAAGAAAUUAAUUCUGAAGUUGAUACUCCAGUUAAGAAGAAACAAAAAAAAGUUAUCAGCAAUAAAUUUGAAAAUAAAGCUGAAGUACCUUCAAAAGUUGGUUUGAGAAAUCAAGACACAAAGUCGGGAGAGACAUUUUACCGUGAAUUUAAUUUGUCGGAUAUUUUUAAGAAAUUUUUGGGGCUUCAGAAAUCACCAACAAGGAGAGCGGUUUCAUUAGACUCACGUAGCGCUUGCAAGCCUGGUACAGAAAUCGUUAAAGACUGCAACAUGUGUUACUGCAUGAGAAAUGGUAAUUUACUGUGUACGAAGAAAUUAUGUAUCUAA